AAAACCGGCUUUAUUGCCGUGGGCUCUUGUUGCUAGUAGUGGUGUGAUGGCUGUGUGACAGUAACUGCCCUUCAAUCACGUGAUCGUGCCUUUUCUGUGCCAUCACUUGGGAUUUUUCUAUUGUUUAUCAUCUUUUUUUCACUGUAAAAAGAUGCAAUAGUACUAAUAAGUUAUAACCAUGGCCCUUUGUAAAGCUGUGAAUUCCCAUAAGUUGCUGUUUUUAUGUAUAUAAAAACACUUACUUCGUGAUGGAUUGGCUUUCUUGGUUGAUUGAAGUUCAAGAAACAGUGAGGUACCAACUAGAAAGAUAAGACCAGAAUUUAAUUUUUUUCAAGAAUUUUAAGUGCGAAGGUUGAGGCAUAAGGAUAAUGGAUCUCGGGAAUGCCAAAUGUUGGGAUACCUCAAAGAAGGAUUCUUGGAAGACACUGUUGAUUUUGGCUUAUCAGAGUCUCGGUGUGGUAUACGGCGACCUUAGCACUUCGCCUCUCUAUGUUUACAAGAGCACAUUUGCGGAAGACAUCCGUCAUUCUGAGACUAAUGAAGAGAUUUUUGGUGUGCUUUCAUUUGUUUUCUGGACUCUCACUUUAAUCCCACUGUUCAAGUAUGUGUUUGUUGUCCUCAGAGCUGAUGACAAUGGAGAGGGUGGUACUUUUGCGUUGUAUUCGUUGAUAUGCCGGCAUGUGAAGGUUAGCCUUUUGCCAAAUAGGCAGAUUGCAGAUGAAGCAGUGUCCACUUACAAAAUGGAGCACCCUCCAGAGAAGAAGAACUCAAAGAUUAUAAAUUACCUUGAGAAGCAUAAGUGCCUGCAUACUGCUUUGUUGAUCUUGGUUCUUCUCGGUACAUGUAUGGUGAUUGGAGAUGGGUUGCUCACUCCAGCAAUUUCGGUUUUCUCCGCCGUAUCUGGCCUGGAGUUAUCCAUGUCCAAGGAACAUCAUCAGUAUGCUGUGAUUCCAAUCACUUGCUUCAUCUUGGUGUGUCUUUUUGCGCUUCAACAUUAUGGAACUCAUCGCGUCGGAUUAUACUUCGCACCAAUUGUUUUGACAUGGCUUCUAUGCAUUAGUGCUCUCGGCUUAUACAACAUAAUCCAUUGGAAUCCACAUGUCUAUCAAGCUCUUUCCCCAUAUUACAUGUUCAAGUUCUUGAAGAAAACAAGGAAAGGUGGCUGGAUGUCGUUGGGCGGAACACUAUUGUGCAUAACAGGUUCAGAGGCAAUGUUUGCUGAUCUUGGUCAUUUCAAUUAUGCUGCAAUUCAGAUUGCUUUCACAUUUCUAGUGUAUCCAGCACUUAUAUUGGCAUACAUGGGGCAAGCCGCUUAUUUGUCACAGCAUCAUGAUAACAGCCAUCAUAUUGGCUUUUAUAUCUCUGUCCCAGAAACUUUGAGAAUCCCAGUGCUGGUAAUAGCUAUACUUGCUUCUGUGGUAGGAAGCCAAGCAAUCAUCAGUGGAACUUUUUCUAUCAUAAACCAGAGCCAGUCACUUGGCUGCUUUCCGAAAGUGAAGGUUAUUCACACCUCUGACGAGAUACACGGCCAGAUUUAUAUCCCUGAAGUCAACUGGAUUCUCAUGAUUCUCUGCAUUGCUGUGACUAUUGGGUUCAGAGACACCAAACACAUGGGAAAUGCAUCAGGAUUAGCCGUGAUGACGGUGAUGCUAGUGACCACAAUCCUUACCUCCCUGGUUAUAAUCCUUUACUGGCAAAAGCCCCCAAUUUUAGCACUUGCUUUUCUACUUUUCUUUGGUUCGGUUGAAUUACUCUACUUUUCGGCUUCUCUCACCAAGUUCACGGACGGGGCCUGGCUUCCCAUCCUCUUAGCUCUCUUCCUAAUGACUAUCAUGUUUGUUUGGCAUUAUGCUACUAUUAAGAAAUAUGAAUAUGACUUGCACAACAAGGUAUCACUAGAUUGGCUUUUAGCCUUAGGCCCAAGCUUAGGAAUUGCUAGAGUGCCCGGUAUUGGUUUAGUUUUUACCGAUCUGACCUCUGGCAUCCCCGCUAACUUCUCACGCUUUGUCACUAACCUCCCUGCCUUUCAUCGUAUACUCGUCUUUGUGUGUGUGAAAUCUGUGCCCGUGCCUUAUGUGCCUCCUGCUGAGAGGUAUCUUGUUGGACGUGUGGGACCUCCAUCUCAUCGGUCUUACAGAUGCAUUGUCCGUUAUGGAUACCGUGAUGUGCAUCAAGAUGUUAAUUCUUUUGAAUCCGAGCUUGUUGCUAGGCUGGCCGAUUUUCUCAACUAUGAUUGGUGUAAAAGGAAUCGGGCUAACUCUUUUACCGAGGAUGAUGCAUCUCGAUCCAACGAAUCAACAAGUGAAUGCAGAUUGGCAGUGAUCGGAACAAUGGCGUUUCCGAACACACCAGCUUAUGAGAUUGAGGAAACUGUGCAGCCAGCUAGUGUAUCCUGCGGAUUUUCCACCGUAGAAAGUAUAUCCGAUGUUAUUGAAAUGGAACCGGUUAAUGUGGUCCAAAGAAGAGUGAGGUUUGUCAUCAACGACGAGCCGGAAACUGAAAUGGAUCUUCAGUUAAAAGAAGAGCUAGAAGAUCUACUGGCAGCUCAACAAGCUGGUACUGCAUUUAUAUUAGGGCACUCGCAUGUUCAAGCAAAACAAGGGUCUUCUCUCUUGAAGAAGCUGGCCAUUAACAUUGGGUACAAUUUUCUGAGCAAGAACUGCCGGGGACCGGACGUGGCUCUGAAAGUGCCGCCGGUGUCUCUUCUGGAGGUUGGUAUGGUUUAUGUUGUGUAAGAAUGUCAUGUAAGUAGAUUUGUCAGUAAGUAUAGAUAGCAUGAGUGUUUAAGAAGCAUGGUCUAUAGUGAGGAACAUGCUUCUUUGCUAUAGAGAAUUUAUGUAAUCCCAUGAUAAGAUAGAAAUAUAUAAUUUAUUUUUUACA
This is a messenger RNA of Mercurialis annua (annual mercury), 2880 nucleotides long. Its product is annotated as potassium transporter 2. Gene Ontology annotation, molecular function: potassium ion transmembrane transporter activity. The record is from RefSeq and is a predicted model, not a curated record. Lineage: Eukaryota; Viridiplantae; Streptophyta; Magnoliopsida; Malpighiales; Euphorbiaceae. Bases 369 to 2735 code for a protein of 788 amino acids. The transcript is spliced from 10 exons. Gene Ontology annotation, cellular component: plasma membrane. Gene Ontology annotation, biological process: potassium ion transmembrane transport.